GAUCACUUCCGAAGUUCUUCUCACAGUUCCUUCUCAGUUGCCAAUUGUGUGUGAUUGUAGUUUACUCGCUGUUUUUUCAAAUCAACUGUAUUUUCAAAAAUCUCAAGAUGAAAUACAUCUACGCUUUUACCAUCUUGGUUGCAGUCGUCGCUACUGCUAAGGCUGACGCCGAAAGCGACAAAUACUUGAAACAAGCCCUCGACAACAUCGAAACCGGAGUAAAGAAAUUCCAAGAAUUGACCGGAAUCCAGACCGAAUUCGACAAAACCAAAUUGGAAAAAUUCUUGAAAGAUAACUUCGGAAAAGUCACCGACAAAUUCCAAGAAUUGCUGAAAACCAUCGAAAAAGACGCUAAACCGUUCUCCGAUGACUUCAAAAAGAACGUCGAAAACAUCGUGAAACAAUUCAACGAAACUGUUAAGAACAUCAACACCCCCGAAUUACAAGGAAAAGUUAAGAAUGUCCAAGAAGCUCUCCAAAACUCCUUCAAGAAAGUCGGUGAACAACUUAACGAACUCGCUAAAUCGGCCGGAGUAGCUCCCCCUCCUUCCAUCCAAAAAACCUUGAACGAAAUCUACGAAGAAAUCUCAAAGAGCUCGCAAAAAGUUAGCGACAAAGUUCAACAAAUCGUCUCCGAUGCUCAAGCUGAAUUAAAGAAGAAGAAGCCUGCUGCUUAAUUUCGUCGAAUCCUAAUUUUUUUGUACUGAAUAUUUAUUUUCCUUUUCCUUUUCCUUUCCUUUUUUCGUAAAUAAUUUUGAUUUUUUUUUUGCCUUUUUUUUUACGUCGUUGCUUCAAUGUGAUCAUUUUUUGUCUUCCUAAAAUUUUGAAACCACCGCUGUUUUUUUUAUCCUUUGAAUUUUUUUGCAGUUUUAUUUAUUUCUGACGACGACGAUGCUCAUAAUUUUGGUUCAAUUGUCAUCCAAAAAUUUAUCCGUAAUAAACUAUUGUACAUAGAUUA
Planococcus citri (citrus mealybug) is the source of this 958-nucleotide messenger RNA. RefSeq lists its product as uncharacterized. Bases 108 to 677 code for a protein of 189 amino acids. The record is from RefSeq and is a predicted model, not a curated record. Lineage: Eukaryota; Metazoa; Arthropoda; Insecta; Hemiptera; Pseudococcidae. The transcript has 3 exons.